AACAAUCUGCAUUCAUGGGAUGAUAUCUCUGGGCUCAGUAGCAGCCUGCUUGCUGAAGCUUUCCACCUAUUCCCUGGUGUUUGUGUGGGUGAGAGAGACCCACAGACUGUUGCUGGUCAGUGCUGGGGAGCAGCAGCUUUACUGGUGUUUGUGGGGGUGAGAGAGACCCACACACUGUUGCUGAUUGGUGCCGGGGGAGAGAGACCUACAGUGCUGAGCAAAACGGCAGCCACAGCUUUACUUCUUCCCCCUGAGGAAACACAAUACCUAAAGCAGAGCUUCUUGCUCCUCACUUCACUGCGGAGACUUUUACUUUCACUUUCUAUGUUUCCCUCACAGGACGACCGGGACCUGACAGGGGAGCGACCUUGUAUGCUGCAUUGUCAUGCCUAUCACUAUGUCUUAUUUUUGGGAUAUGGCUUAUAUUGCACAAAUUCAUAGAAAUCAUGCUGCAGCUUAUUUUAUCGGUAUGUCUUAUUUUUGGGGAAAGAAGGUAUUAUCUGUUAAGUGUAGUGUUGCCUACAUUGGCUUUUUUUUUUUGCUCAAUAUGUUAUUGAAACCGCAGGACCCCAAAGAAGAUUUUGAAACCCAUGACCUUAGGAAAGCCUUUAUAGCCAAGUCCAUGGUGACCUUUCACCCAGAAAGCUGAUUUGGGCUAACCUCCACAGACAUACAAGUUUUACAGGCACUCAUGCACUCACCAGAGGGAAACAUAGGAAACUCCCAUUGCUGUGUCAGGUGAUAGGCAUAAUCCCCUAACAAUGGCUUCACAGUCCACACACACAAGAAUGGAACCAAACAAAUGGUCAUGGAAAUUACCCAUCACCUUGUCUUUAUCCUUCCUCAGGAACCCAUUCAGGCUGGCUAACACAUAUUGCAACCCAUUGUUUCACCAAUAUGGAUCAUUGUCCACACCCAGGCUGUGGAAACUAACAUCAUUAGAACUCAUUAGCUCAAACUCUACCACAUUCUUUCUAUUCCCAUACACAUGAGAGGCAGAACAAGCUACAGCCACAACACUUUGAACUGAACAAUGAUAAUUUAUUAAAGUUCCCGCCAAACCUGGAGACCAAUCAGAAACAUUGGCAGACAUUGCAUCCCAGCGAAGUGGCUUGCAGAUCUUAGCUGGCCCCAGAGUGAGCCAAUCAACUUUGAGGGAGGCAAAACCUUUUCUUUUAAACUACUGUCAAAGUGCUAUAAAUAUUUUUCUGUAUGUUUGCAUUGAGCAUCUGUUUUAGCAAAGUGAAUGAAUUCUUCUGUUCCAUUAGCCUUCAACCUGUCCAUGUUUCAUUCAAUUUUUGGAGCUAGACAUGCCGGGCCUCCAACCCACAAUUUUUGCAGAGCUGAAAUCAUUAAACAAAUAUACAUAUGACUGAAUUUGUGCUCAGGGCUGAAUCCAUUUUCAACAAAAAGAGUAUUAGUAUCUUUGUGGGACAGAAUGAUUGAGUGUAUGCAGUAUCAUAAAAUUCCCUAUCUAUUAAAAAGAACAGCAUGUCCCCUGCUGUAUAGAUUUCAAAGAACAGGAAAGAUAAAUUGCUUGCUGUACUAAUUAUGAACAAUGGGUUUCUCUCUUUUGUGUGUUAUAUCUUGCGGCUAACCAGUUGUGGUUUUUUUUUAGUGAGAGUUGUUUUAUUGGUUUUUACUGUGCAUUAAAGGCUCAAAGCACAAAGGCAAAUUAAAUUGAGAACUCCCAGCACCUGAGACUUUUAUAUACAUUUUUAACUUGUCCUAUAUAAGACAUAAUUCGGAGUUCCCCUUUCAUAGAAUCAUAGAGUUGGAAGAGACCACAAGGGGUAUCCAGUCCAAACAUGCCACGCAGGAACACACAAUCAAAGCAUUCCAGGCAGAUGACCAUUCAGCUUCUGCUUAAAACCUCUAGAGAGGAUGAUUAUACCACAUAAGACGGCAGGAUAUUCCACUGCUAAGUAGCUAUUACUUCAGAAAGUUCUUCCUCAUGUUUAGAUGGAAUCACCUUUCCUGUAGUUUGAAUCCAUUGCUCCAUGCCCUAGUCUCUAUAGAAGCAGAAAACAAGUUUGUCCACUUUUCGAUGUGAUGUCAUUUCAAAUAUUUAAACGUCAGGAGAGAAUACUUCUGGAACAUGGCCAUACAGCCCGGAAUACAUACAACAAUCCUAUUUAAACAUAGCUAUCAUUUCCCGUCUCAGCCUUUUCUCCAAGCUAAAUAUAUCCAGCUCUGUAAGGGCCCUUCUACAUAGCCAUUUAAUCCAGAAUAUCAAGGCAGAAAGUCCUAUAACAUCUGCUUUGAACUGGGUUAUCUGAGUCCAGACUGCCAUAUAUUCCAGUUCAAAGCAGAUAAUUUGGGAUUUUAUUCAGCUGUGUGGAAGGGGCCUAAGUUGUUCCUCAUAGGGCUUGGUUUCCAAACCUUUCAUUGUUUUAUUUCUGUCUGCUAGAACGUCUCUUGUUCUUCAGGAAUUUUCAGAGAUGAUAGCCUGUGUUUUUGAAAUUACUUCUGCUAGUUCUUUUAAUACCUUGGAUUGAGAUCACAUGGUCUUGGAGAUGUGAACCAGUUUACAUUAGCCAGAUAUUUCUGUGCUGCCUCUUUUCCUAUCCUGUGCUGUGUUUUCCCUAAUCCAUCCUCUGCUUCAUCAUCCCAAAAUUGAACACUGUUAAUCUUUUGGGAGAAGACUGAGAUAAAGAAGGAGUUGCGUAGUUUUGUUUUAUCUGUCCUGUUAACAUUUUGCCAUUGCCUAUAUGCAAUGGCCCUACUAUUUCUUUGUCCUUCCUUUUGCUAUUGACAAAAUAAAAAACUCUUUUAUUGUUUUUAUCAUCUUUAACAAUCCUGAGAUCGUUCUCUUCUUUUGAUUUUCUCACUUUAUCCCUACACAUGCUGGCUAUUCCAUCACAUUCCUCUUUGCUGAUCUUUCCCUUUUUCCAUUUCUUGUACAUGUCCCCUUUAAAUGUUAGCUCAAUUGAAAGUUUCUUAGUCAUCCAUUCUGGUUUCUUUAGAAAUCUAUUGGAACUGUUUAAAAUUGUGUCCCUAUAUAUUGCUUUUCAGUAACUCCCAUCCAUCAUGAACUCUUUUCUCUCUUAUUAUUCCUGACCAUGGGAUCAUGCUCAGUUUUUCCCGAAGUUUACUGAAGUCAGCUUUCUUAAAGUGUGUAUCUGACUAUGGUUGACUUCCCAUUUACAUUGUAUAACAAACUGAAGAACAUGUACCCACAACACCCAAUCCAUUUACCAGGUCCUCACUGUUGAUUUGGAUCAGAUCUAAAAUAACCAAUCCCCUCGUUUCCUCUUUUAUCUUCUAUCAUGAAAUUGUCUGCAAGACAAGUGAGGAAUUUGCUGGACCUGAUAUUCUUGACAAAGUUUGUCUUCCAAUAAAUAUCAGCAGAGUUAAAAUUCUCCAUUGCUAUUACUGUAUAUCUCUCCUAUCUGAAUAUAUAUACCGUAGUCAUCUGUUAUAGGGAAAACAUCCUUGAUAUAUAAUGCUACUUCCCCUUCUUUCCUGUUUGGUCUUGUUUUCAGAAAUAGAUUAUACCUCCCUAUCACUAUAUUGCAACCAUAAACUCAUCCAACCAAGUUUCAGUGAUUCUAUUUAUAUAUGUUCUUUGUUGUAUUAAGAGUUCAAGUUCAUCUUAUUUAUUAUUCAUUCUUUGUGCAUUAAUUGUGAGUCACUAAAGACCAUAGACCAUAGGUAUUUAUUUACAUUUCCCUUCUCUUUCUCACUGAUAUUUCCUUAACAUAAGUUUAACAACCAUGAGCCCCUUAUAUGGGUGAUUUUUUCCAUGUGUGGAAUUUUUUUAAAUUUGAUUUAUUAUCCAAUUUACUUUGUAGCCUAGCAUGAGGAUUUUUGCUCCAUUACUUGAAUAGUUGAAAGUCUCAUUGUUGCCAUUCUAAGGGAGACAGAUGGAAAUGUCUAUGUCCAAGAAAACUCUAGGAUACUAACAGGACAAAGACAAGAUUAAUGGUUGACACAUCUUUGGAUUGGUUCCAACCAAAAUUCUUAGCGACUCUUUUUUCCCACAAUGUUCUUAGAUAAUUUCCUCAAGGUACGAGUCAGCUCAAAUAUGCAGGCUAUAAAUGUUCAAGGUUGGUGCUCUUCAGUUAGGUUUCUGUACCUAGACUCAGCGUAUUUGGUACAAUGGUUUUCUCUAUCAGGAUUCUGGUCUUCCUGAUCCUUUCCUUUUGCCUCUGUAAUACAGAUGCCCGAAAAUAUAAUUCUGUCAUUUCAGUGUCAAAUGGAGGCUUUUGGGGUGAAUGGGAAAAACCUCAGUUUUGCUCCAAAGGUUAUGCCAAAGGUUUUUCAAUAAAGGUGGAAGGCAAUCAAGGUAAGGGGGAUGACACAGGCUUGAAUGGAAUUCGCCUGCAUUGUACUAAUGGAGAAGUAAUACAGUCUAAAAGUGGACUGCAAGGAAAAUGGUCAAAAAUUAAAUACUGCCCCAAAGGAAAUCUGGUCUCUUUCUCUCUGCGAGUGGAGGGAAACCAAGGGAAAGGUGAUGAUACGGCAGCCAACAAUGUCCAGUUCAUGUGCAGAGAUGGAAGUGUCAUUGCUAAACAUCAAACAAACCGGGGUCGUUUUGGUCAUUGGAGCCGUCAUUGCCACUCUGCUUCCAUCUGUGGAAUCCAGACAAGGGUGGAGGCUCCCCAAAAGCAGGUUGAUGACACAGCCCUUAAUGAUGUGAAAUUCUUCUGCUGCAGAUGAACCAGAAGUGACUUGAAGACACACAACAACAUUGGGUACUGUGAAGUGUGUAUCUGUGUUGUGUGAAUUACUUUACUCCACAUGUGUGGGGAUAAAGGAAAUAAAAAUAUUACAGAAAUAUCAAUGGGUGAAAAGUCUUGUAUGGUUGAUUAAGGAAUGUGGAGACAUUUUACUGAAUCACGUUCUAUGUUUUGAUAUCUGGCUUUACCCAUUAU
Messenger RNA from Anolis carolinensis (green anole), 4877 nucleotides. Its product is annotated as vitelline membrane outer layer protein 1-like. The record is from RefSeq and is a predicted model, not a curated record. Lineage: Eukaryota; Metazoa; Chordata; Lepidosauria; Squamata; Anolidae. Bases 4102 to 4662 code for a protein of 186 amino acids. The transcript has 3 exons.